This is a messenger RNA of Symbiodinium sp. CCMP2456, 921 nucleotides long. Lineage: Eukaryota; Dinophyceae; Suessiales; Symbiodiniaceae. The record is from the annotation of a GenBank genome assembly.
AUGGCUACUCGCUGGCUUGCAGCAGGCUUUCGAGGUGCCAGCUUUGCUGUGACGACGCCUUCGGGGCGCAAGCUGCCAAAGAGACCAAAGAAUCUCGGCAAGAAGCAGGAGUACGAUGUGCCUGGAACGCUGUAUCAAGGCGGCCGGCGAGGUAUCCAGUUCUUCCUCGGAGACAUGGUCGAAGUGCAGCGAGAUGGAACGUGGGUCACUGCGCGAGUGUCCCGUGCACCGACGGAUGAGCGGCCCAACGACGGCUCCUUCCGUGUCAAAUUCGACAUGGAUGCAUAUGAGAUGAAGUGUUGGUACCGUGAUCUCAGGAAGCCGAAGAAUCCGGACAAAGUGCCGAUGCCCGACUGGGUACAGGAUUGGUGGCCGGAGGAGCCAGCGCCAGAACCUGACUACGUUGGGAAUGAGUCUGACCCAGAGCUCAACUUUGUUAUCAAGGGCCCUUUUCCCAAAGAGUACACAGAAGAGGAGAUGUUCUGGAGGCAAGGACCUCCCCAGAAUGCCUUUGAGAUCUCCGAUGAGGAGAGACAGCAGGAUGCAGAGAGAUGGGCUGACUUCAACAAGAAGGAGGCCGAGCGCAAGCGCUUAGAGGAGGAGCGCCGAAAGGCUUUUGAGGAAAGUGAACGCCAGUGGGCCGAGGAGGAGGCCAAGAAGAAAAAAGCCCAGAAGGUUGCCGAGAAGAAGACCCGGGUGAAGGAUCCGGAAGAGGAAGAGGAUGAUUAUGACGAUGAGGAAGAAGAAGAUGACGAGGAGGAGGAGGACGACGAUGAGGAAGAAGAGGAGGAAGUAGCGCAAGACAAGGAUGCUUUGGAGAAGUGCACCGUCUUUGAGCUCAAAGAAAUGUUGCGCAAGAAAAACCUUCCGGUUUCCGGACGGAAAGCAGAAUUGAUCGAGCGAUUACUGGGCAGCAACUGA